Alligator mississippiensis (American alligator) is the source of this 3056-nucleotide messenger RNA. RefSeq names its product ubiquitin specific peptidase 18 (gene USP18). Gene Ontology annotation, biological process: protein deubiquitination. The transcript is spliced from 11 exons. The record is from RefSeq and is a predicted model, not a curated record. Gene Ontology annotation, molecular function: cysteine-type deubiquitinase activity; cysteine-type endopeptidase activity. Lineage: Eukaryota; Metazoa; Chordata; Crocodylia; Alligatoridae. The coding region runs from base 132 to 1274 and encodes 380 amino acids. Gene Ontology annotation, cellular component: cytosol; nucleus.
UGCUGCUCAGGGGCGGCGCAGCGCCGGUCCGGGCAGAGCAAGCGAGCCCUGCCCAUGAGCACAGGUCCUGGCGGCGGAGGAGCGGAGCAGAGCGACCACCACCCCCCUUUUUGUGUUGCCUAGUGCCGUUCAUGGGCCAGGGAACUGGACGAGAAACGAGAAGCAACAAAUCAGAGCUGCCAGUGAAUCUCAACAUGAAGGCAGCAGCAGAAGUAGAAAAGGAUACAGGGAAAGUUAUGAAGAACAGAGAUCAGAAGCUAAUAUCUGUCUAUGGUGUGGCAGACUUAAAUAAUGGAGCAAUUGGGCUGUACAAUACUGGACUGAGCUGCUGCCUGAACUCCUUGCUCCAAGUGUUUUUCAUGAACAGACACUUCACUGUGAUACUGCGAAGGAUCACAGUGCCAUUCAGCUCUGCAGAGCAGAGGAAGAAUGUCCCAUACCAGAUGCUCCUGCUGCUGGAGGAGAUGCAGCGUGGCAAACGGGAAGCUGUAUAUCCCUUGGAACUUUCUCGCUGUCUCUCACUGCACGGUGUGGAAUUGUUUGUCCAGCAUGAUGCUGCACAGCUAUUACUGAUCCUCUGGAACCUCAUUAAGAGUCAAAUCACAAACAUGGACCUGGUGGAAAGGCUGACUGCUUUGUACACUAUCUGGGUGCAGGAGUACCUGGUUUGCCAGAGGUGUUCCUUUGAAACAAACAGGGACAGCCACAUGAUAACUCUCCCACUCCCAAUGUUUGAUUCCAGAUCUUACCUGCUGAGGACACUGGAGGAUUCCCUACAGUGCUUUUUCCAGCCUGAACAGCUGACUGGCAAUGACAUGUGUUUCUGUGAACAGUGUAAGCAGAAAACACCAUGUCUGCAGGGCACAAGGCUAAAACAUCUGCCACUGACCUUAACCCUUCAUCUAAAACGGUUCUACUGCAAGAAAUCCACUAGGACUCAGAAGAUCAGCCAUUCACUACCGUUCCCACAAAGCCUCAAUUUCAAUGACAUCCUGACACAAGAGCAGUGUCACACAGAUGCCAAAGACAAGGUUGAUUGGCAGUAUGAUCUCUUUGCUGUUGUUGCUCACUUGGGAUCAGCCAACUUUGGCCACUACUGUGCCUAUACUCGGAGCCUUACAGACCACCAGUGGUACUGCUUCAAUGAUUCCAGUGUCUGCCAGGUAUCAUGGGAUGAUAUUAAAUGUACCUACGGAAAUGCGGACCUGCGCUGGGGUGAAACUGCCUAUCUCUUGGUUUACAUGAAAAAGAAUCCUCAACAGCCUCAUCCAUGAAAGUCUCAGGGCAGGCCCUGCCUUUACUAUGGAGGUAAAACACUCUUCAAGGAGAAUGUCUGAAAAUCCAUUUUUCACUGCAGAGUGAGAGACCUUUUACAGAGCUCCAUUUGCAGCCUCACAAUUUUUGAAUGAAGCCUAACAGAAGAGCCACUUGAAAAGAGGCCUGGACCUCGGCCACUGAGGUGCAUUGUAGAACUACAAGUUUCCCCUUUUGAUGUCCGUUUACUAGAGCCCUGGAUGUGUAUGAGACUCUUUGUAUUUAUAUAGCACCUUUUCUCCAGAAGGAUGUCCAAGAGAUUUUUGGAGAUAUCUUUGCAAGACUUGCUUGAUAGGCAACUACUUCUGGGAUGGAGCACAACAGGAAAUUGAUAACAACCCAGAGAUUUGCUUCUUAAAACAGGAAUUAUGGUAGGAGUUUUGAUCAAGUGGAAUCACAGGGAAUGUGUGGGUGUGUGUGGAGGGCCACUGGUGGAUAGGAAGUUCAGGAGGUCAGAUGGUGAUUAGGGACAUUUUGUCAUUGGCUUCACAAGAGAACAGGGUCAAGUGUUGUGGCUGAAAGGAAGUUCCAGAAGGCCAAUGUUUUCAAAGCUGAGUAACAAUUUUUCAGAAAGAGCCUUGAAACAGGGGAAGGGGAGCUAUAACUUCAGCAUGCCUAGAUUUUCUGUUUUUCCCAUCAUUUUUCUGAUUUAUAGGAAUUGUCCCUGUUGCUCACAGCUGCUGCAGCCAAUGACUGUACCCUUUUCCUCGUCCGCUUUCCACUAGCGAGCACAAUGAAAUCCAUGCAAAUGCUGGAGUGAGCUUGGGUAACAGAAGCAGUACAGCAGUGUAAGUGCAACACAAGCCAGUGCAGUUAGCUCUGUUGAGAGGCAGAGUGCAGGCAGUGCUGCACAAAUUCAGUAAUCCUGCUGCUGGUAUCCAGUUCAGGUAUCUUUGAAUGGCACAACAUUGUAAACGUGCUUUUAGGUGGAGCUGCUCCUCCAGUGCAUUUCUUGCUAACUCCUCAGCAGUGCUGGAGAGAGCAGCUGGUUAUAAAGUGAAUCCCAUGAUCCCUGCAGAAAAAUCUUCAUGCCCUGCUAUGUGCUUCUGACUUCCUAGUGCCUUUGGCUCAGAAUGGAUGCCUGUUGUUUAUGAAGAUCAAUGGGAAAUUAGGUGCAUUCUUUCAUUGAGGCCUCAGAUGCCACAGUGUCACAGGUCCUUGAACUGUGCUGUAAGAGAAGGGACUUAGCGGUUUUAGUGAAGUGGGUAACGGUCUCUUUAAGGGGAAGAGGCCCACCUUCUUGCAGCUCCACCCAACCUGGGGACUACAUAUGAGGUAAGCUAUGGAAGAUCGAGCAGUUUGUCAGACCACUAAAGAAGAUAAGAGCCCCAGUGACUUGGUGCCAGAUAGAUCCCAAUGGCUACGGAGCCUUAGAGCUGUGGAACUGAGCGGGGUGCAAGUAGGAGAGUGGCUAAAAGUGAGAAGAGGGACUGUUGGAGGCAGUCAGGUAUGGAAGUGGCCUGGAGGUGGACAAGUGCUUAGUUAUGACAGGGUAACACUCGCCAGAGAGGACCCUUUAAUGUUCUCCCAGCUUGAAUGGUAGGAGAACAUUUCUCACCAAUAAGACCAGUUAUUUGAUGUGCUGUGGUUGAUUUAGAAUAGUGUAUAGAAGAUUGUGGGGACUGUGCAGCUGCUGCACUAUUACCUGUAUUAUGGGGCUGGGCAAAAACCCAGAGGGUGACAAUUGAGAGUUCUGAAAUAGGCAUUGUCAUAUGCAGUCAGCUUUUAUCCUUACCAUUUUU